Messenger RNA from Andrographis paniculata, 755 nucleotides. RefSeq lists its product as uncharacterized. The transcript has 2 exons. The coding region runs from base 78 to 557 and encodes 159 amino acids. The record is from RefSeq and is a predicted model, not a curated record. Lineage: Eukaryota; Viridiplantae; Streptophyta; Magnoliopsida; Lamiales; Acanthaceae.
AGGACUUUUCAAAUUGUGCUAAUGAAAAGGAACCUCCGCACGAACCUCACGCGAAGCGCCAUGGAAAUUUCACGACGAUGAGCUUGAGGCCAAUCGCCGGCGCCGGCGCCAGAUCUACGGCCAAUGCGCCGUGCAGGAAGCAUCCUAACCACCGCCAAUCGCCGGGGGUAUGCUCCGUAUGCCUCACCGAGAAGCUCGUUAUACUGUCCUCCGACCGUGGAUCGAAGCCGGUAAGAUCUCCUCCGUCUUCCAACUCCUCCGCUUCCUCCUACGUCUCCUCGCUGUCGUCCUCUUCGUGCGCUUCGCCGCCUCUCGCGGUGGCUAGGGUUUACAAGAGGUCGAUCGCAGCGAAUAAUCUCCUCACGAAGAGUCGAUCGGUGGCGACGUUCGCGCCGCGGCGGCGCAGGGAGGAGGAGGAUGAGGAUUCCGCGGGGAAGAAAGCUGCUCGCCGCAGCAAACGUGGAUUCUGGUCGAAAUGGUUGGUGAUGAGGAGUAAAGGUAAAAAUCUUACUCACUCGAAAACGAUGAACGAUAGAACCAUUAGAGCACUCGGUUAGCUUACCUUAGCUUGCUGUGUUCGUCCUUCUUCAAUUCUUUUUUCCAUUAUUUUUUAAUUUAUUGAAAAAAAGAGUGCUAAAAAUAGAAAUACCUGUACAGGCAACAAUAUUGAAAAACAUGUGUAUUGUAUUAUUGUAUUUACAAACUACAAAGUUUUGUUUUCCUCUUCAAUUAUCAAUUCCAUUUGUUAUUUGUCU